Messenger RNA from Parascedosporium putredinis, 399 nucleotides. The record is from the annotation of a GenBank genome assembly. NCBI's taxonomy places the organism in Eukaryota, Fungi, Ascomycota, Sordariomycetes, Microascales, Microascaceae.
AUGAGCGCAGCAGACGAAAAUUAUAUUCGAUCGCAUUCUCCGCAACGCUGUCGCAAAACCACAACUUCCCAAACAGCUUUCAAAAUGCCUAAGGCUACCACCAAGCGCGGCGGAAAGGUUGAGCGCAGGAGGGGAAAGAAGGACCCCAACGCCCCCAAGCGUGGUCUCUCCGCCUAUAUGUUCUUCGCCAACGAGCAGCGUGAGAACGUCCGUGAGGAGAACCCCGGUAUCUCUUUCGGCCAGGUCGGCAAGCUUCUCGGCGAGCGCUGGAAGGCUUUGAACGAGAAGCAGCGUGCUCCUUAUGAGGCCAAGGCUGCCACCGACAAGAAGCGGUACGAGGACGAGAAGGCGGCGUACAAUGACGUGCUCUUCACCUUGGCCACGACCCAGCAUUAUUAG